Molecule: messenger RNA, 3000 nt
Organism: Aspergillus versicolor CBS 583.65
Lineage: Eukaryota; Fungi; Ascomycota; Eurotiomycetes; Eurotiales; Aspergillaceae
Exons: 6
Coding region: 1-3000 (999 amino acids)
Cellular component (GO): cytoplasm; nucleus
Molecular function (GO): protein binding
Source: RefSeq, a predicted model, not a curated record
AUGGCGGAAGUCGUCGGCGUCGUCUCCGCUGGCAUCGGGGUAGCAGCGUUCAUCGUCCAGAUUACUGGGAAUAUCAGCCGCCUGAAAGAGAUCCGUGAUUACAACCAGCACAAGGCUGGAGACGAGAUUGAGUUUCUGGUUCGCCGUUUGGUGUUUUUGCAAAACGUGCUUGUGCCUCUGCAAUCGUACGAAGGGCAUCCUGUUGUGGAUAUUGCGAUUAGGAACUGCCAGUUGGAAUAUAGCAGAGUUGAUGCUAUUUUCCAGAGAGUCGCGGAGACAAUUUCUCGAGCGCAGGCUGAAAGAAGCAAAAAGUGGAAAACUCUCGUGAAACCUCCAGAAAUAAAGAAAGACCUUAAUAUCGCGAAAGAGAGGAUUACGGGGGUUAUUGCUGACUUGACGUGCUCCUUCAUAUUAGUCCUUCAUCAAACCGUUCCCAGUCAAAUUGCAGCAACAGAGACACAUAGUAGCGGCCGUAUCACUGAGACAGAGUCUGUAGACGAGGGAGAACAAUCGAAUGUCAUUGUCGUCACGAAGCCAACAGAAUCAAACCUAGGCACAACCACAGAUAUAACAAAAACGAUACAUCCCAUCAGAAGGCAGUCAUGCAGCGUGAAACACUGUCAUUGCUCGUGCCAUACAACCGAGAGCAGUUCAGGGCGCUUCUGGGGUUUCCAAUAUACACCAUUCUCAACUAUCUGGAGAUAUUGUGAUAAUGCACAAUGCUCGGCUCGGCGAUACCGCUGGAACUUACGAAUUGCCCUCACCCAAUAUGGCAUCCCAUUGACUGUUAUCACCGGGCUUGAACUGAUCUCCGGCGAGGGCAAAUAUUCUCUAAGGCCAGCACUGAGUGUGCAAAGAACCGUCAGGUACACAUCCCCAGGGUUCGAGACACUAAGGUGCUUUCGUCAUGGCCUACUGGAGCUACAGGACGUAAAAAAAAGGUUUCUAGAGCUAUACAGGGCUGAUCCGUCAUUGAAGAACCACGUCAACCCUGCUGGCGGGGACUAUGUGCAGGAGCUCUUUUCCGUCAUUGGUUACCGGUAUGAUAUGAGAGCAUUCCUUCAAUUGUUAGACUUUUUCAUAUCUGAACUCGGCAUGAGUCUUGAGAACCAGGGUUUGAACUUCCUGAUGGAAUACAUACUGUGUCGAUAUGGGCCUUUGGAUCGGGAGCCCUUACUUGAUGCAGCUCUUAAACAUGGGUUUGACCCUGACGGGGCUGAUUCUCCAGUAUUUGAGAACUGGCCAGGGCUGAGCCUGCAUUAUUUCCGGGCUUUCAGUAAAACCAACGACAUUUUUUAUAUCAGAUCUCUAGCUAGGAUAGCCAAUAAUGAUACAGGCGCCGGCUUCGGUGGUCUAACCCCCCUGCACCAGGCUGUUCUCCAAAGGUCCGUUCAGACAGUGCUGUCGCUCGUUUCACGGCCAACAACUGCUGCUAACGAGAAGAACUUUCUCGGCCAAACGCCCCUUCAUCUAGCUGCCCCAAGCUUGGAGCUCAUAAGCAUUCUAUAUGAGGGUUGCCACGAUGUCGACGUUCAGGAUAAGUGGGGUGCAACCCCCUUGAUGUAUGCCGGGGCGUUGGGCAAUACUGAAGUUGUUCAAUUUCUCAUUGCUCACGGGGCGAACAUUUCCAUCACAGACAGUGAAGGUAAAAGUUUCUUCGUUUACGCAUCUAGGCGGAAGCGCUGGGAUCUAGUACUCGACACACUGGAAACAAUUCGACCUCACUGCAGUCCAGAGGAAUUCCAACACCACGUUUACACGUCGCUGGCGGAGGUUGUGCGGUUGUUCCACUACCCCAAGGAGACGAGGGCACAUUUCAUUUCCCUUGUUGAGCUUUGCGACAAUGUGGAUAACGUCCUUUUCUACAAUGACAUUACAAGGACUGAAAACAAUAACCUGUUACAUUAUGUCUUUAAUCGUGAGGAAGCUGAGGCCCUUGUCCGUUGUGGCUUCACUGGAUUCAACCAGCCCAACAGUGCAGGUCAAACACCCAUAUUUUCGCUGGUUGAGUACCUGGAUACUAGGCUGUUCCAACUUUUACUCGAUAGAGGUACAAAUGUCAAUCAUGUUGAUUCACGCGGGCAGCCUUUUCUGUUACACUUGAUGGCCGACUUGAAGAACUUUGGCAGUAAUCGCUGGAAUGUAAUGGAAUGCAUUAAUAUUUGCGUGAGCGAAAAAGCUGACAUCUUCUCAUCGGGCAAUUGCGAGUGUCCCUGUUCUCCUGAGGGCUGCUGUGUCUCUUCCAUUUUCGAUGUCUUUUUCAGGGAGUCCGCAUUCUCUAGUAGAUGUCCGGUCCCCUUUGUGUGGGGGUUCGAAUUCCUGUCUGUGGUCGAAGAAAGGCGAGGGCUUGAGGAGUCCCGGAAAGUGCUUUCAUCACUUCUUCGCGCAACAUGGACCCAGAAGAUUGGGAUCACUCAUGUUUGCUGUCACAAAAGAGCCUAUACAUUCAGUGCGUUUGUGCGGGACGAUUCCUCCGAGAUUCUAGACGAGGAAGAAGAACUUAUCGAGGAUUUGAACAAUAAGAUGUGCACAUGGACAUCCGACAGUUUUGAGACUCUGAGGACGAAAUGGAUGAUAUUGCUGAGGACAGUAUUUGAUGACAGAUUAAAGGCGUUUGAGGAGAGUUCAAACCGCGUAUCACGACCAUGCAUAAAAGUUGAUUAUGAAAGUGAUACGUUUGUCUACCACUACGACGAGGUGGGACUUGCGCCUUCAUUGUUGACACCUAUCGCGGAAUAUGUCAUAUGGAUGGAACACGAAUAUGCACGACGAAAAACAAGAACUACAAAUCGUGAGAGAAAGGCGUGGUAUGUUAAACGACUGUUGUGGAUUAUGGAACUAAUGCAAGUCAUGAAUCUCGAUCGCGAUGGGGUUGUUUCUGCAAUACAGCGACGGCUGGACUUCUGGGAGGAUAAACCACCGGAGGACUUGGAUAGAAAACGUGUUAUUGGCCAUUUUAUGGAUUCUUUGAGGGCGGUGGAUUCCAAUGGUGUGAAAUAA